CAAUACAGUUGGCGCAGUGGCGGUGGCCUAGGCGGCGCAGCGACGGCGCGUGCCUUGUUACAUUCGCCAGUGGUCCGAGUCUGUGAGAUGCUGUCAAACCGAACGGACGCCGGGUCGAUGUCGCGAUUGGUGUGAGGGUCGCUCUUAGAGCUACGUUGAGUUUUUACAUUGCGCCAGUGCGCCCGACAGCCUCCAUCCAAGGGGCAUCAGUAAUAUAAUUGUCACAGAUCACCAACCAUGUCGGUCGACAAGGAGGAGCUGGUGCAACGCGCCAAGUUGGCGGAGCAGGCGGAGCGGUACGACGACAUGGCGGCCGCGAUGAAGGAAGUCACGGAAACCGGCGUCGAGCUAAGCAACGAAGAGCGAAACCUGCUCUCGGUUGCCUAUAAGAACGUCGUGGGCGCCAGGCGGUCAUCAUGGCGAGUAAUCUCCUCAAUCGAACAGAAAACCGAAGGCUCGGAAAGAAAACAACAGAUGGCAAAAGAAUAUAGGGUUAAAGUAGAAAAAGAGCUCAGAGAAAUCUGCUACGACGUUUUGGGCUUACUUGAUAAACACCUAAUCCCUAAAGCUAGUAAUCCAGAAAGCAAAGUAUUUUACCUUAAAAUGAAAGGAGAUUACUACAGGUACCUUGCAGAAGUGGCCACAGGAGAAACCAGAAAUUCUGUUGUAGACGAUUCACAGAAAGCAUACCAGGAUGCUUUCGAAAUCAGCAAGGCAAAAAUGCAGCCCACACACCCAAUAAGGCUCGGGCUGGCGUUAAAUUUCUCCGUGUUCUAUUAUGAGAUAUUAAAUUCACCAGACAAGGCGUGUCAGCUCGCCAAACAGGCGUUCGACGACGCGAUCGCCGAGCUGGACACACUUAACGAGGACUCGUACAAGGACUCGACGCUGAUCAUGCAGCUGCUGCGGGACAACCUGACGCUGUGGACGUCCGACACGCAGGGCGACGGCGACGAGCCGGCCGAGGGCGGCGACAACUAGAGCCGGCGCUCGCCGCUCGCCGCACUCUCAUCGGUGUCGUCACUCGCGAGUAACAUUCGAGAACGCCGCGCGGCCGUCGCCUCCCGCCGCCAGCCGUCGCUUGUAAAAAUGUUAAACAUGUCGUUCGCAGCGGACCUUCACGUUCCGUCUAAAAUUAAUGUUAUGUGUCAUCUUUGACGGUUUUGUAUUUCUGUAUUUACACUGGAUUACAGAUAUCGAGCUGACCUGAUGAAUAUAAAUAUUUAUAACUUAAGUUAUUAAAAUUACGGUUUCUUAA
This is a messenger RNA of Papilio machaon (common yellow swallowtail), 1258 nucleotides long. RefSeq names its product 14-3-3 protein zeta (gene 14-3-3zeta). Lineage: Eukaryota; Metazoa; Arthropoda; Insecta; Lepidoptera; Papilionidae. Gene Ontology annotation, biological process: signal transduction. The record is from RefSeq and is a predicted model, not a curated record. Gene Ontology annotation, cellular component: cytoplasm. Bases 238 to 981 code for a protein of 247 amino acids. The transcript has 5 exons.